AUGCCGUCUUCGUCGCUACCCGGCGUUUCGUCGCCACCAGAUGAACGACCGGCAGCACGAUCAAAGUUCACCUAUCGUCAGCUGAGCCAGCUGGCAUCAUUCAACACGUCAAAUCCUCUUCGCGUGAUUGCACACAUUGACCUAGAUGCAUUUUACGCGCAAUGUGAGAUGGUGAGAUUGGGGGUCGCCGAAGAUAAACCUCUCGCUGUUCAACAAUGGCAAGGACUUAUUGCUGUAAAUUAUCCAGCACGCGAUUGGGGUAUCGGUAGACAUUGCAACAUAACCGAGGCCAAGAAAAUUUGUCCAGAUCUGAUUGCCCAACAUGUUGCCACAUGGCGAGAAGGAGACGACAAGUGGGCGUAUCGUGAUGAUGCUGCUGCCAACAUCGCAACUGACAAGGUGUCACUUGAUCCAUAUAGAUUGGAAUCAAGAAAGAUCCUGGCCGUCAUCAAAGAGACUCUCCCUGCCAACGUGCAAAAAGUGGAAAAAGCCAGCAUCGACGAAGUCUUCAUUGAUCUCUCUGCCCAGAUUCGCACCAUUCUCCUGGAGCGGUUUCCUGAGCUAUCCAACCCGCCUCCCUACGAUGAUCCCACCGAGAGGCUCCCUCCACCUCCUAUAGCAGCAUUGGACUGGAAAGCCGAUGCCUUGGUCGACUUGGACGAGGACCAAGAGAGCCAAGACCCAGAUUGGGACGACAUUGCGAUUCUCAUUGGAUCCGAAAUUGUUCGCGGUGUACGUGCACAAGUGCGCGAGAAGCUGGGUUAUACCUGCUCCGCUGGCAUAGCGAACAACAAAAUGGUGAGCAAGUUGGGCUCCGGCUUCAAAAAGCCCAACAGCCAAACUGUUGUGCGGAGUCGUGCUGUGCGUCUAUUUUUGGCAGACUUCAAGGUAGCCAAGAUUCGGAAUUUGGGCGGUAAGCUCGGCGAUCAAGUUGUCUCAGCGUUUAAUACAGAAAGCGUCAAGGAGCUUCUUGAUGUCUCAUUGGAGCAAAUGAAAUCCAAGCUCGGCGACGAGACAGGCGUGUGGCUUCAUAAUACACUACGGGGUAUCGACAACAGCGAGGUCAACACUCGCACGCAAAUCAAAUCUAUGCUGUCUGCCAAGUCUUUCCGGCCCAGUAUUAACACCGAAACGCAGGCCAUAAAGUGGCUAAGGAUUUUUGUCGGCGAUAUCUUCUCACGAUUGGUGGAGGAGGGCGUUUUGGACAACAGACGGCGACCACGCACUAUUAACCUGCAUCACCGGCAUGCUGGACAAACUCGCAGCAAGCAAAGCCCCAUUCCCCCUGGCAAAAUCAUUGACGAAGAAGCUCUGUUCCAUCUGGCAAAGGAUCUCCUUGGUCAAAUCAUAGCUGAAGGCAAGGUCUGGCCAUGCGCAAAUCUCAGUCUCAGCGUUGGUGGAUUUGAAGAUGGCGUUAAAGGCAACAUGGGCAUUGGCGCUUUCUUGGUCAGAGGUGAGGAAGCCGCUCCUGCAAGGUCCGGUUCCCCGGAAAAGAGAUCCGUCGAAACCGGAAGACUAUUGAGUAAAAAGCCACGGUUAGGCGAAAGGGAUAUACACCGAUUCUUCUCGAAGGACGGCCAAAGCCACGAGAAAGCUUUCGUUGCUACCAACAAUAGUGAAGAUGUUGUCGACCAAAUGGACGAAGACGUACCACUUUCUACACCGGUUAAUCAAGAGGAAGCUGCCAUUUCUGCCCCUAGAAAGGAUGCAGGGAGCCAAGCCCAAAUCACCAGAUUUCUCUGCCCUCGUUGUGAUUAUUCGUCUGCUGAUGCAGAACAGUUCCAGAGCCACGAGGACUGGCAUAUGGCCAAGGACAUGCAAGAGGAAGAACGUGGCAGUCACACACUCGCUCAAAAGCCAUCAUCUUCCCGUAACCCAGUCCUGAAAGGAUCAGGUGCAGCACCUAAACGCAACCGAGCAGGAAAGCUGGAACCGGGGCAGAAAAAGCUCCAUUUCGGAUGA
Pochonia chlamydosporia 170 is the source of this 1962-nucleotide messenger RNA. Its product is annotated as sister chromatid cohesion protein (Eso1). Bases 1 to 1962 code for a protein of 653 amino acids. Gene Ontology annotation, biological process: response to radiation; error-prone translesion synthesis. Lineage: Eukaryota; Fungi; Ascomycota; Sordariomycetes; Hypocreales; Clavicipitaceae. Gene Ontology annotation, cellular component: replication fork; site of double-strand break; nucleus. The transcript has 2 exons. Gene Ontology annotation, molecular function: DNA-directed DNA polymerase activity; damaged DNA binding. The record is from RefSeq and is a predicted model, not a curated record.